CAGGUCGUGUGCCUCUGUCGAGAUUCUAUGGCACAGGCUUGGAGGCGGAUUGGCGUUUCGCCGAGUCCGAGGCGUAUUUGCGUGAGCUGGGCGCCCUUGAUGAAAGCAGUCGCACCAAACAGGUGAUUAUCCCCAACUACAUCCAGGCGGCUUCCAACUGCAUCGUAGCUACCAAUCACUACAUGGUGUGCUGCCACAACGAUUGCAAUCCGCUGCUGGCCGAAAUUGAGCAAGCCAUUCACGCGCCCUUUGCAGCCCCGGAGCAGCUGUUGGAGGUCGUGAAGAACAUGACGACCAUGACUUCUUUGGAGGUGGAACACCCCGCACGCUUGGAUAGCACCCUGCUGGCGCAGUUGCGACAGAUUGCGGCCUCCCACAACGGGGAGGUACCACUCCACGGUCGCCUCUUUUUGCAGUGGCUGCACUAUGUGUUUCCUCAGCAGUGCGCCUUCCCGCACAAGUCCGGCACCACGAACGCCCUGUCCCCUCUGGAGUUUCAGGGAGGUGAGUACGUCGCUUCCCAGAGCACCAUGAUGGAACAUUCCCGGGCCAACGAGAGCGAGGAGGAAGACGAAGAGUGGAUGGCGCUCUGGAGUGAAGAGGAAGAACUCAUUGCUGGCUAUGAAGAACUUCAUUGGACUGCGCGGGUCUCACAGAAGUGCGGCUUCCUUUGUUUCGGCCUCGCUGCUUUGCUCGGUGCCAUUCGGCUGAAUUGGAAGCCCAAAGCAGAGAUUGAAUUGCUCCCAAGCUAUCGUGGAGGCAAAGCGCACUUUGUUUGAUCAUGGCAGUGGAGGCACCCUGAAGCUACGACGGAAGCUGCAAAAGUGGAGAUGAAAGCAUUACUGGUUGGUGGUUUGGAAC
Molecule: messenger RNA, 861 nt
Organism: Cladocopium goreaui
Lineage: Eukaryota; Dinophyceae; Suessiales; Symbiodiniaceae
Source: the annotation of a GenBank genome assembly